GUUUUGAUAUCUGUCAAGUGCCCUUUCUUGGUUGCAUUGGUGUGUUCUUGGUGAAGAUGGUUAAGAGUAGCCAAAUUUUCACUUCUCUUAUUGUUGUUAAUUUCUUGUUGGUGACGAGCUAUGGAACUGACACUGAUAUCUUCUGCUUGAAAAGCAUAAAAGAUUCCCUUGAAGACCCUUACAAUAUUUUGAAGUCUUGGAAUUUCAACAACAAAACUGAAGGGUUCAUUUGCAGGUUCAUAGGGGUUGAGUGUUGGAACCAAAUUGAGAACAGAGUCUUGAUUCUGAAACUCUCCAACAUGGGCCUCAAGGGUCAGUUUCCUAGAGGCAUUGGGAAUUGCUCUAGCUUAAAUGGCUUAGACCUUUCAAUGAACAAUCUUUCAGGAGCCAUUCCAAGUGACAUAGCCACUCUUCUACCCUUUGUGGUAUUUCUUGAUCUAUCAUCAAAUAAAUUUUCUGGGGUAAUACCCAGUAGUCUUGCAAAUUGUUCCUACAUGAAUGCCCUUAAACUUGAUCAGAAUCAACUAAGUGGUCAAAUUCCUCAACAAUUGGGUCUUCUCCAACGACUCAAGACAUUUACUGUGUCCAACAAUCUUUUGACAGGACCAGUUCCAAGCUUCACCAAUGGUCAUGUUAUGGUAAAUUAUUCAAAUAAUAAAGGCCUAUGUGGUGGACCUUCAUUGAGACCUUGCCCCAAAGAGGCUUCCAAGAAGUUGUUGUACUGAAUGCUCUAAUUUAAGCACUAGAACAAUUAAAAUUGUAUCUUGUGUAGGAAAUACUGAAGCUAAAGAUGGAUCUAUAAGAGCACAGGUGUUGAAGUCUUGUA
Molecule: messenger RNA, 826 nt
Organism: Abrus precatorius (Indian licorice)
Lineage: Eukaryota; Viridiplantae; Streptophyta; Magnoliopsida; Fabales; Fabaceae
Product: inactive LRR receptor-like serine/threonine-protein kinase BIR2
Exons: 2
Coding region: 57-725 (222 amino acids)
Molecular function (GO): protein binding
Source: RefSeq, a predicted model, not a curated record